UCCCCUCGUACCCUACUGAUUUUUUCGUACACCCGUUGUAUUGUUCACCACCGAUGAUUUACACACCGGCCGGCUCAUGUUCUUACACACUUUCGGCCAACAGGAAAGAGGCGUCGCGUCAUAUAUUUUUAGACCAGCCUCCCUUCGCCAUUCAGUUUCCGACUUCUUUUCUCGUUGUCACGUCUCCGUCUCUCUUUGCGUAUACCUUUCAUCGCUUUAAGCAUUUCCUUUCCUCUUUGUUUUUUUUUGCUGUUGUUGCUGUUGUUGUUGUUUUUUUUUUUUUUUUUUUAACCUUCCCUUAGCCUCGACCUGGUCGCUCCGAGCAGAGCUCGCUCGUAUAGGGCUUGCGGUUGAUGCAGCUAAAGAAAAAGUGCCAAGUGCUUGGCAUUGCAAUACAUAUUACAUAUACGACAGUGACGCUUGUUGCUGUGCCCACGUUUGAGCUGCUGCGCGAGAGUGCGGUUGAUGCGUGUGUCUGCGAGUGGUGCGGGUGAAAGUCGGCGAUUCAGCUGGACCGAGACCUUGACCGUGAAAACAAGCGAGCUGAAUGAACUGUGAAUUACAAUAAAAAUGACGCUUCUUUGGCGAAUCAUAUUGGUGAUUUUAUGUCCUCUCGUGACUUAUCAGCACUCGCUGCCUUCCCUGCCCAGUUACAUCGGAGCAGUCGUCGAAUACACGCCGGUAACUAAAAAAUCCGAAGAUGGACGAAGCCCCGGGGACGCCAAUGCUGACAAUUACCUAAAAUUUAUCAAGAAAGCCAAAGAACGCUUGGUGGACAUAAUAGUUUUUCCCGAGUCAAGUCUAUCACUUCCAUCAUCGGAUAACAAAACAAUAGCCCGAAGCGAGGCUGCCUCCUACAUUCCGGAUCCAAAGGACAACGUCGUGCCGUGCCAUCAGAAGCAGGAUGAUCCAAAAAAAUUCGCAAGUUCCUUGGCCAAGUUGUCGUGUGGAGCCCUGGACUAUCAAAUGUACGUAGUGAUAAACCACCGAGAAAAAGUUGACUGCCAAGCAAACACCGACGGCUGCCCGGCUGAUGGGUUCCUGAUCUACAACACCCACGUGACCUUCGAUCGGAAGGGCCGGGUUAUAUCGCGGUACCGCAAGUAUAACCUCUUCGGUGAGUUGGGCACCAACAGGACCGCGUGGGCUGAGCCCACUGUCUUCGAUACGGACUUUGGAGUGCGGUUUGGCCAGUUCAUCUGCUUCGACAUACUCUUCGAAUCACCGGCGGUGAAUCUCACUCGUGACCUUGGGGUCACUGACAUCGUCUACUCGGUUCACUGGUACUCUGAAUUGCCCUACGCAUUUAAUAAUGAGGUCCAGGCUGCCUGGGCUUACGCUACCGAUACGAACUUUCUUGUCUCUGGGCAUAACAAUCCGGUUACUGGGAGUGGAGGAAGUGGCAUCUUCAUCGGCCGCCAAGGCCACGCGCACACGGUCUCGAGGGACCUACCGGCCAACGUCCUCGUAGUGUCGGAGAUCCCCAAGAAAAUCAACGGGAAGCGAACCCUCGCGAUCGACCGCAGCAAGCUGUACACCUACGAGUUCGACAGAUCGGAAAUCUCGACGUCGCCCGAAGCCACGGCCCAGCCCAGCGGCCACUAUUUCUACCGAACGACUGACCUGUCCAACUACACGUCCGAACUGAUCGUGACUCCCGAAAAAAACGAUGAGACCCACUACAGCAAGCGCCUGUGCAACCACGGCCUGUGCUGCGAUUUCGAGCUUAGGGUUGGCUUCAGCAAGUCCAUCUUCGAGCCUGGCAGCGCGUACUACAGAUACCGAUUAGUUGCCUUCAACGACCAGAUGUCGUUUGCCGGUCGAGGCUCCGGUCGGACGCAGAUCUGCGGGGUAAUCGCCUGCCUGAACGAGACGAUCGACAGCUGCGGUCGGCUCCUGGAGCCAAGCGAGAAAAUGGCCCUGCCCAUAAAGUUGGAGGUGGACAUUAAGGUGCCAAUCAACAGAGACGAGAGGACUGUGUUCCUGCCGGUGACGCUCCAGAGGUCGGGGCCCGUGAGUUCGCCGCUGCCGCUCAACGUCUCGGAAUUCAAGUUUGUCGAGGAUAACGAGCGAGUGGAGAUGGGACUGCGGAAGGCUAGGGAUGACCUGUUGACUUUCGUCGUUAUCGGGAGGAAUUUCGGGAGGAACGGCGCGGCUGGUUUGCCGAUCUUUUCGGUGGUCAUUGUCCUGAUGGUCCUUGCUUCACUGGUGCUCGCGUACUGAAGAUGGACAUUGGUUAAUGGUUUUUUGAGUGUGGUAGUUUUAAAUGUCAAAUUUUAUUUUUUAGUUAUAAUAUAUACCCAAGAAAAUCCCUUCAUUGUAUCCUAAAUUGGAAAUCUUAAUUGUUAACCCCAUUUAAAAAUUAAUUUGGUUUUUUUAUUUUACUUAAAGUUAUUAAAUUAUUAUUGUUAAAAAUUACUAAAAUCUUAUUGUAUAGAGUUAAAACUAUCUACUCGAUUUUUUUAGGCAUUUGUAACGUCAAAAAUAUUAAAACUCUCCAACAGUGAAAAAAAAACAACAGUAAACAAUACAAACUAGAAUUGCAAUCAAAUUUGUGUGUAGGUCAGUUUAUAAUAACGAGAAUACAUAUCAGUUAAAAGUAGGUAAUUUUAUAAUUAAUGAUUACGAGUUAAGUACAUAUAAAAAAUAUAUUUAUGUACACUCAAUCGUAUUAGUGCAAAGACUAUUGUCUGGAAUUAAUGAAAAUCGAUCUUACAGUUUAUUGUUGUAUUCCAAUAAAGGAGAUUAUUGUGGUACGCACAUCAGUAAGCCUCAGAAAUGAGUCUCAACAUUAUACUUUUAAUACCUUCUAGUUAUCUUGUACAAAACGUUUGAAAAAGUCAGUACAAAGAUUGUCUAACGUACACACGUAAAAACUAAGAGAAAAAAAAUGAAUCUAUAAAUAAAUAACAUGUGUCAAAAUUACGAACCAAAAUUGACUUUUGUAUUGACCAGUAUCAAUAUGUAUACAAUAUUCGAAUAAUAUACGUACGCAAUAUUAUCGAGUUUGAGUCAAUAAAUCUUAAAUUUUUCAAAUACUAUAAAGCCAGGCCUUGUCAUAUAUUGAUACAUUAAAUUUAUAGUGAUAAAAUAAGAGUCUCAUAAUUUAUAGAAUUUCGGAUAUGUCACGAUGAUCCCAUUUACUUUUUGUCGCUAUUGUUGUACUUACGUUGUUUCCAAUAAAAAAAAAAAAAAAAAAAA
Molecule: messenger RNA, 3201 nt
Organism: Copidosoma floridanum
Lineage: Eukaryota; Metazoa; Arthropoda; Insecta; Hymenoptera; Encyrtidae
Product: vanin-like protein 2
Source: RefSeq, a predicted model, not a curated record